AAAAGGAACCCGGCUCCUCUCCUGAUUCUCAGUUCUACCGCUACAACUCCACAGCUGACGAUGGCGUGCCGCUCCCUGCAGUCUGCCUUCCUCUUGGCUCUGUUGGUGGUCCCGUGGUCGGGGUCUCAGGGGGCCGCUCCCCCUCAGCACCUGUGCGGCUCUCACCUGGUGGAUGCGCUGUACCUCGUGUGUGGGGAGAGGGGCUUCUUCUACAACCCGGGCCGUGGAGCCAGAGACGUGGACUCGCUCCUCGGUCUGCUCCCUCCAAAGGCCGCGGGGGAGGGCGAGGUGCCAGAGUUCGCGUACAAAGACGAGAUGGAGAUGAUGGCGAAACGUGGGAUCGUGGAGCAGUGCUGUCAUAAACCCUGUAACAUCUUUGACCUCCAGAACUACUGCAACUGACCGCUCCCCCAAACCACUGACCACUCCCCCAAACCACUGACCGCCACCCCAAACAACUGACCACUCCUCCAAACAGCUGACCGCUCCUCCAGACAGCUCCUC
This is a messenger RNA of Periophthalmus magnuspinnatus, 504 nucleotides long. It is a transcript of the gene ins, whose product is annotated as preproinsulin. The record is from RefSeq and is a predicted model, not a curated record. NCBI's taxonomy places the organism in Eukaryota, Metazoa, Chordata, Actinopteri, Gobiiformes, Gobiidae. The transcript is spliced from 3 exons. Bases 61 to 402 code for a protein of 113 amino acids. Gene Ontology annotation, molecular function: hormone activity. Gene Ontology annotation, cellular component: extracellular region.